This is a messenger RNA of Alternaria ethzedia, 576 nucleotides long. RefSeq lists its product as uncharacterized. The record is from RefSeq and is a predicted model, not a curated record. The transcript has a single exon. Bases 1 to 576 code for a protein of 191 amino acids. NCBI's taxonomy places the organism in Eukaryota, Fungi, Ascomycota, Dothideomycetes, Pleosporales, Pleosporaceae.
AUGGAGAUACUUCAUGUGUUGUAUCCCGGCAAGUGGACUAUACACGCCGAACUCAACGACAAAAAAGAGCCUCAUAGGCUAGAGAGCCUCGAAGAUCCAGGAACGAAACAGAAAGAAUUCGCAGUACGCUAUGACCUGAUCUUCAAAUCUACCGCGGACCCAGACAAAACUAUCGCUGUGUUAGAAUACAAGCGCCGGGGACUUAUACGCUACAACGAUUUCGAACUAGCAAUAGUCUCGAACAACGCCUCUCUCAACGAAAUCGGACUCAGGAAGGAGAAGGCAUCAACAGGAAAUCUUCUCAAGACAAACGGAAUCUCCUACUGCAAACAAGUGUGUCUUUACGCACAGAUCUCGGAGUGCAAGCAUGUGGCACUCUUCAACUGGCAACACUUACUUCUCUUCGACUUCCAUCAGCUGAAUACUGGUGGAGACAAGGCGUAUACUGCGGGUGAAGAAGCGAAGAUCACCUGGGUACAUGAAGACCACACGAGAGGCUUUAUGGAGCGAGCACUCAUCCGGAAGACAUUGCUGGGUUGGCUACUGAAGGCGUUCGAAGACUUCGAGAGUCAGUAA